Botrytis deweyae is the source of this 864-nucleotide messenger RNA. RefSeq lists its product as uncharacterized. The record is from RefSeq and is a predicted model, not a curated record. The transcript has a single exon. Lineage: Eukaryota; Fungi; Ascomycota; Leotiomycetes; Helotiales; Sclerotiniaceae. Bases 1 to 864 code for a protein of 287 amino acids.
AUGCCAUUAUCAGAUAGUAUUAAACGUAGUUUCAAAGCUCGGGUCAAGCCUAGGCGUCAAGGCCUCAAUGAAAGCAACAUCUUUGGAGACGGAGCGCCUUCCACAGGCGGAGUUCAAGAAAGAACUCCCAGUUCUUCCAAAAACGCCAGGCCAUACGAGGCACGCACAUCCGAAUAUCUUAUCCCUUAUCCAUCUGAAACAUUAGAUGAUGUCAACGAUGAUAUUGACAAUGAUGGCAACAGUGAAGAGAGCUGUUUUACCGACUUAUCAUUAGAGAAUUCUAUAGCCCGUUCUGUUUCAAAUAGUACAUCUCCUGGUUAUUCAACCGCUUUGUCUCCUCGUCCGCGAUCUUGGAGUCGCCACAGUCAACAGGAAACUACUGCUAGCGAUCAAUUCGUGAGCGACUCUCAGCGGAGUCAUGAUCAUAUUCGCUUAGAUAGCGACAGCAAUAUCCCAGCAGAAGACUUAGAAAUAUUUGGUUCCCCUCUAGAGAGAGUUAAAACUAAAGAGGCUUAUCCAAGCUCGAGUUCCAGCAUGCAAGAUCCAAUUAGUCCCCAGAUGGGAGAAGAUGUUAAACAAUCAACUUCUAGCUCCAGACCAAGGAAUUUACAUUCCGAAGAUCAUUUCGCUGCCAAUAACUCUACUGGAAUGGAUACCCUACAGCCGCUCUUUACAUCUCAAGAAACACAAAUGUCACACCGACAACAAAACCCUGAGCGUAUGAUGGUACCUAAACCUCGGUAUUCUCCAUCAGAACACCCUCAUCGUGAGAUCGGCUUUUACAAUGGCGUAUUCUUCGAUCAUACUUCUAAGAAUCUUCAUAUCAAAGACGAUGUUCGAGAUAGUGCGAUUAAGGAAAUCUAG